Molecule: messenger RNA, 1058 nt
Organism: Centruroides sculpturatus (bark scorpion)
Lineage: Eukaryota; Metazoa; Arthropoda; Arachnida; Scorpiones; Buthidae
Product: choline O-acetyltransferase-like
Exons: 8
Biological process (GO): acetylcholine biosynthetic process; neuromuscular synaptic transmission
Cellular component (GO): cytoplasm; neuron projection
Molecular function (GO): choline O-acetyltransferase activity
Source: RefSeq, a predicted model, not a curated record
UUUAUCGUGACCAAAAAUGGUGUGAACGGAAUCGUGAUCGAACAUUCGGUGUCGGAAGGGAUUACAGUUUUAAGAUUUUGCGAAGAAUUUCUGGAUUUUCUGAGAAAAGAUCAGCCAAAGAGAUCGUCCGACGAUCUACUGACAGUCAGAAGACUCAUCUGGGACCUCGACGAAACUGUCAAAGAAGAGAUCAAAAAUGCAUCGGUCGUUACAGACGCAUUAAUCGAUACGCUGGAACUCAAUGUUUUUAUAUUUGACAAAUACGGCAAAGGUUUGCCGAAGAAACAAAAAAUUAGUCCAGAUGUGUUCAUUCAGUUGUGUUUGCAGUUGACAUACUACAGAAUGAAUGUCACAAUGACGGCCACUUACGAAAGUGCCGCUUUGAGGAAAUUCAGAUUCGGUCGCAUCGACAACAUCCGCGCUUCCAGCCAAGAGGCUUUUGAUUUCUCAAAGUCCAUGUUAGAUCCUUCCCUGAGUCAGGCUGAAAAAUGGGAGAAAUUUCAAAAAGCCGUGAAGAAGCAAACCGAAAUUCUUCUCUACACAAUCAACGGAGAAGGACCGGAUAACCAUCUUCUGUGCUUAAAGGAAAUGGCUGCUCUACACGGCUUAGAAGAACCCGCACUUUAUCAAACAGAUUAUUACAAAGAGUUCCUGGAUUUCCGUUUAUCGACCAGUCAGCUUCCCACGACCUACGACAUCGUAGUUGGAUACGGUCCCGUAGUGCCCGACGGAUACGGAUGUUCGUACAAUCCUCAGGAGAAUCGUAUCGUCUUUUGCAUUUCGUCUUUCAAAUACGCCUCUACGGACUCGGAGAGAUUUGCACGGAAUCUGCAAGUGAGUUUGAUAGACCUGAAGGAGCUUUGUGAGAGUGGGAAGUCUGCAGUUUCCACCAGCUCACCGACAAAGGCUGCAGUUAAAGCUGAAGCAAAGUAAUUAAAUGAAGAAAAAUAUUAGUUUAAUCGGCAAAUUGGGUGUUUUCGGUUUAUGCUGCAGAAUUUCGAGUUCAAAAUUGUUUAAUAUUAAUAAUGAUUAAAAAUUCAUCUAAUAAAUUUUACGAA